AUGAACAGUAAUUAUCCCAGGUCUCUGAUGGACAGGAGAUCAGUAACUGCCCCUAACUGCAUGCAAUUAGCAGUGCCUCUACCCCCGGAACCAUCCACACACCAACAUUUACCCCGUGGAGACAGUUUAACACAUUUGCCCUUCCUGGUGUAUCCAACUAACUUGGAGUCAGCCUAUUGUGAGACUUAUAGCGGCAUGUUUCCUUACAUGCCCUUCCACGGGCACUUCGGGGUCUAUGACUGUCCCUUUGAGCCUGCCUUCAUCCAGAAGAGAAACGAGAGGGAGAGGCAGAGGGUGAAGUGUGUGAACGAGGGCUAUGCGAGACUGCGAGACCACCUACCGGGGCCCCUGUCAGAGAAACGCCUGAGCAAAGUGGAGACCUUGCGAGCAGCUAUUCGGUACAUCAAAUACCUGCAGGACUUACUGAGCCAGAGCGCAGCCAGGUCCCCGCCUGGAACACAGCAGAGCCGGCCCAGCAGCAGUGAGGGGCCCCAGCAGGACUGCAACAGUGACGGCGAAUCCAAAACCUCCUCCCCUUACUGCGAGUCUGUGUCCGGCUCUGACAGGAGCUGAGAAAACAGUACAGCAGCCCACACCGUUCCUGGUGACUGCCUAAGCAAACUACAGAGCAUCGACACUGUCCCCAGUGACUGCCUGAGCAAACAGCCCCUCCGAUUUCUGGAUCUGUCACUCUGCACAUGGCAGAACCUUCUGUAAAGACAAAGUGGCUCUGAAGGUAUGACGCUGGUGCCUUUUUAAGUGGACUGGCCGCGUCUGCAAACU
Stegostoma tigrinum is the source of this 783-nucleotide messenger RNA. RefSeq names its product achaete-scute homolog 5-like. The record is from RefSeq and is a predicted model, not a curated record. Gene Ontology annotation, molecular function: protein dimerization activity; DNA-binding transcription factor activity, RNA polymerase II-specific; RNA polymerase II transcription regulatory region sequence-specific DNA binding. NCBI's taxonomy places the organism in Eukaryota, Metazoa, Chordata, Chondrichthyes, Orectolobiformes, Stegostomatidae. Gene Ontology annotation, biological process: regulation of transcription by RNA polymerase II; developmental process. Bases 1 to 573 code for a protein of 190 amino acids. The transcript has a single exon.